AAGAGCACCUACACUUCCCUAUGUUCUUGUUUUUUUUGCUUUCUAUCUUAGCCCCUUUGACACUUUUUCCACCCCCCAUCUGGUCUCUUCAUAGAAAUUUGCGUUAUAGGAGCUUUUUCUCCCAUUGCUUGUUAUUCUUGCCUCCCAUCCAUAGCUAAUCUACAAAACCAGCAGUGUUUUCUAUUGCGCUCAUAUGUUCUGACUAUUGUUAGCAAGAAAUUCCCACAACCAUCCAAUCUAUAUACACUCUCUUCAGGAAGCAAAAGAAAACCCUGAUGUUCAAAUUGUUAAUAAGUUAAAAAUCCUGUUUUCUUGAACAUUGGUCAUGGCAACUCUAGGUAAUCCGAAAGCUUGGAUACCAUAUAUCAACAGCAAAGACUGUUCUCAAGGCUUUUGCAACCCAUCCUGUCCACAAUGGUGUUACAUCAUUUUCCCUCCUCCACCUCCCUUUGAAUUCCCAGAAGACAAUUCCAGUACACCAAAUUUCUCUCCUCUUGUUAUUGCCAUCAUUGGCAUAUUGGCAAGUGCUUUCCUUCUUGUAAGUUACUACACACUAAUUUCCAAGUAUUGUGGCAAAGUGGAUUCGGCAACAAGAGAAGUUUAUGACAACAAUGAAGAAUUGGAAGAAAAUCACAGCCAGUUGAUCCAUGAACCAUGGCAUGCUGCAACUACUGGCUUAGAUGAAGCUCUUAUAAAGUCUAUUACAGUAUGCAAGUACAAGAAGGAAGAAGGGUUGGUCGAAGGCAUUGAUUGCUCUGUUUGUCUCAGUGAGUUUCAAGAAGAUGAAAACUUAAGACUUUUGCCAAAGUGUAGUCAUGCUUUCCAUCUCCCAUGCAUUGAUACAUGGCUCAAAUCCCACUCGAAUUGCCCUCUAUGUCGUGCUAAUAUAGUGUCUUUCAAUGCCGCACCACUUCCAUUGCCGGCGCCGGUGACAGAAACACCUUCAAGUAAUGAAACUUUGCCUGCAGCAACCCAGCAGGGAAAUGAAAACGAAGCGGUUGCACAAGACAUAGAAAGCUGUGUUAGGCAAGAAGAAAUGAUGCAUGGUGAUAUUAUUCCAAAGAGCCCAUUACGCGCUUUUAGUGAUCUGGGCAAUUCAGAAGACAGAGAUACCAUAAUUGAGAUUAGAGAUAUUGGAGGACUUGAACAUAUUAGAAGAUCGUUUUCCAUGGAUCUUUCUUGCCAAAGCCGUCUUUCUGUUGCUGAUAUUUUGUGCAUGAAUCAAGAUGAAGAUGUGCUCCAAGUGGUGGAAUGCCCUGGAGAUGCUGGCUCAUCGAAGCAAUUAGCAGGAGAAACUGGCAAGUGUAGCCAUAAAAACAGGGCCUUGCAUUGUGCAAUGAGUCCUGUUGCAAUGAAGAGAUCAUUUUCAAGUGGCAGAGUCUUUCUCCCAAGGCAUGGGAGAAGACGGAACACUACUAUUCCUAUCUGAAAAAUAUGAAUUUUAGAAAAUUUUGGUGUGAGGAUAUAGAAAUUAGUUAUUAAUUAUCCUAUAUAGUGUCUAUCAGUGUGAGAAAUUAAUGUACUUCUCUCUAAAAUGAGGGAUAGAUAUAUCUCAAUGUUUUGUUGACCCUUUCAGUUUCAAGAUGGUUUCAUCAAUAUGGGUUCAUGGUGCAGUCAAAAUCAGAUACAAAUAUUCAAUGGCUUAAGUAUGUCAUUUGGAACCAAGUUUUACCACUUGUUCCUAUGUUUUGUUGAACA
Messenger RNA from Alnus glutinosa, 1698 nucleotides. Its product is annotated as E3 ubiquitin-protein ligase Os04g0590900-like. Gene Ontology annotation, molecular function: transferase activity. The transcript has 2 exons. Bases 326 to 1429 code for a protein of 367 amino acids. The record is from RefSeq and is a predicted model, not a curated record. NCBI's taxonomy places the organism in Eukaryota, Viridiplantae, Streptophyta, Magnoliopsida, Fagales, Betulaceae. Gene Ontology annotation, biological process: protein ubiquitination.